This is a messenger RNA of Linum trigynum, 537 nucleotides long. The record is from the annotation of a GenBank genome assembly. Lineage: Eukaryota; Viridiplantae; Streptophyta; Magnoliopsida; Malpighiales; Linaceae.
AUGGAGAUAGAUAAAGACAGCCGAACUCUUCAUCUCUCCUCAUCUCCUCAUCUCUCCACUCUCCUCCCGUCGCACCCAGCCACCCACCAAUCCCGCUGCCGCAAACAAAAAGUCGGAGAAGGAGGAAGGACGGCGACUCGCGAAGAGGAAGGACGGCGGCGACUCUUCAUCUUCUCCGACCUAUCUUCCUUCCACUGGUCACUAAUCCUCCCGCCGCAUCCACCAAUCCGUAGAUCUAGAAUCCAGAUCCCCACCUUCUUUGUCGCCAUCCCUGCUUGGCUGCAUCUCCAGACCAGAUCGAAGAGAUCUGACUUCUUCCCUCCAACAAUCGCCGCCGGAGUAGUAUGGAAGAAGACAUUGCCACCUGGGUUUUUUAGUUUCUGGGUUUUUGUUCUUGGGGGUGCGGCAAGGAAAGGAAGAGGAAGGGGGCGAGCGGCGGAGCAGAGGAUCGGCGGACUGGAGAUCCGUGGUUGCGGGGCGAGUGGAGGAGAGGAAGGGCGGAGUGGCGGGUUCGUUGGAAGGAGAGGACGGGCGUAG